CGACGACAAGGGCCUAUGUGGUGUCGAUAUACUAGAAUCGUCAAUUUCAUACCUAGCUUUCGAAGUUAAUUGACGUCGCCAGACUCCAGAAGAGAACCCUAGCGGGAAACAUGGGGCAUAAGCCCAGAUGCGGCUAUAUCGCCGAACCGCGUGCCAGGCUAUGAUAAUAUUCUUGCAUGUCAUUGGCCGUAUUACAGGAAACGGUGAAGAUGCUCGUUUAGCUAGAACUCUAAUGAUGCAUGAUGCUCGGAGACCAUUAAUGUCUCCAAGGAAUUCUCUUCCCUUGGGGGCUGGUCUGGUGAAGUUGUGCAAAUUUGAAUGCUAUCUUUCGGAAAGUACCGGUCUCGAUUACCUCCUCUGUCGAACUCGGAUGUCAGCCAUUAUCGGGCUAAGAACAAGGCUAGAGCACAUGGCAAGUUGUGGUGAUGUAUGACAGAUGUUGAUUUGACUCUUUGACCUGUGGAGAACGGGGCAUUACCUCGUCCCGGCACAUUGGUGACAAUCACUAGAAUGAAAAUGCGGGGAAGCUCUUUAGUAUGGAUGGAUUUAUGGAGUGGAACUCGGAAUCGUCGCC
Molecule: messenger RNA, 574 nt
Organism: Talaromyces proteolyticus
Lineage: Eukaryota; Fungi; Ascomycota; Eurotiomycetes; Eurotiales; Trichocomaceae
Exons: 1
Coding region: 128-433 (101 amino acids)
Source: RefSeq, a predicted model, not a curated record